Paramecium octaurelia is the source of this 1140-nucleotide messenger RNA. Lineage: Eukaryota; Ciliophora; Oligohymenophorea; Peniculida; Parameciidae. The record is from the annotation of a GenBank genome assembly.
AAUUAAUCAUCUAUGGGAUAAGCACAUUCAAAUGAAGAUUGUUUAUUCAUGAACUAUCGAGCAGAAGAAAUAUUCACUCAGGAGUAACCUUACCAACCUUACCAACCAUAGUAGCCUUAAUAACCUUAGUAACCUCAGCAAUAAAGGAAAUUUUUCAAAGCAGCUAAAAAACCUUCUGCAUAAUAAACUAGUUAGAAAAAUAUUAAUUAAACGUCAAGUCCAUUGUAACUUGACAAAGUGCAGCAAUCUUUAGAAGAAAAAGUUAAGGGCAAUUAAUUCUUCUCUUAAAAAAAUUAUUAAAAAGCAAUCGAAUGUUAUACCAAAGCCAUUGUAUAAAACAAUAAAUAUUUAGAAUUUACAUGGUACCGAUUCCAUUUACUACUCAAAUAGAGCUGUCGUCUAUAAAUAAAUAAAUAGAUUUUAAGAGGCCAAAAAAGAUGCAGAAUAAGCUUUAAAAAUUGAUUAAACAAAUGCAAGGGCAUACUUCAUUUAUGGAACAGUUAUUUUGAUUGAAGCAUAAAUGAGUCCAGAAAUAAGCGAAUAAUUAAUUAAAUAGGCUCAUAAAGGUCUUUAAUAUUUAGACCAGGGUAUUAAAUUAUUAUUAUCUUAAAGCAUACGAGAAUAUAAAAGAUAAUAAUGAUUAAUAAAAGAAUAAACUGAAAGUUUUGAUAAAUCAAAAUUUAGGAAAAGGAAGAAGAAUGGUUUUCUUGAUAGCUCAAGAAAUGGAUAGAAUCAGUAUGAAAAUUAAAUAGUUUUGUAGAUGUCUAAUCUUUAAAAAGUAUCCUUGCUGACAUUGCAGAAAGGAGAAAAGUGAAGUUAGAUUGGAAUUAUCUAUAAAGGUAAACGUAAAAAAAGAUGCUCUAAGAUAUACCAAUACCUUAGGCUUUUACAUGUAUUAUAUCAUAUGAAAUAAUGAAUGAACCCAUUCUAUUUAAUACUGGUCAAACAUAUGAAAAGGAUAGCAUCUUUAAAUAGUUUACUUCAAAUGGUUGCACAGAUCCUAUCACAAGAGAAUAAAUUAAUCCAUAAACUGCAAGGCAUAAUUUGUAGUUACUUUAAGGAAUAAAUUAACUAAAAUAAAAGUAUGGAUGGAUUGGAAUAGAAUAAGAGGAAAAUUACAAAUCAAUAAAAUUUGAAUGA